CCUUACCGCUCGCUGCCAGCGUCACGAAGGAGAAGCGUUGCAAUUGCCUUUAUCGGCGCCGGCAUACCGCCAAUUUCCCCGAGCCGCAGAGUGCGCUGUUGGACUGCGGUCGCAUCUACACAUAAUCGCCGGCUGCCCACACCCCGCGUGCCGCCAUGGACGACCCUUUCGAACCCUCCGGUCGCUUUCCCGGCAGUGGAGAUGGCUUCCACAGGCAGUCACAGAGCAUCGGCAGUCACUUCGACUUUGACUUCUCGUCAAUGAUGCCCUCGCAGCUGGGGCCGGGCCAGCAGGCGCCGAGCGAUCCCUCCCGACUUCACGGCGGUGGCGUUGCUUAUGAAUCGCACGACGACCUCUGCAUCGACCACUGCAUGGGCGUGGGACUGUACAACGGCUUCCAGCAGUUCAAUCAUCGCGGUGGCUCGACUUCCGUCCAUAGUCGCUGGGCGCGUGACAGUUCGCUCUCUCGUUACGACUUCCCAAUGGGCCACGACGCGCUGGCAAUGCAGUUCCGUGCCACCGACAUUGGCCACCAGGACUCGAAUUCUUACCACGGGUGGUUUGACGAGCACUCCGGCUCGUGUGUUCCGUGCAACGCUGAGGAUUGCCAGUCCAUGGAUGACAGCUGCUGCGACAGCCAGUGCACCAUGACGGGCAAAUGCACCGACCUCGCCUGUGCCGACACCGAGGACGCCUGCACCGACCAGAACUGCCCUGCCCGUCCUGACGUCUCUGUUCCCUCCGAGGUGGUCAGCGGUGCGGCCGCCCUCAUAUCCAUCAACCACUCCCCUGAGGACACUCACCACACAUUCAGUAUGCAGCAGCCAGCUGCAGUCAUGGGCAAUCUGGGCUUCGACCUGUCUAGUACUCAUCAGCAAACUUGCAUGAUACCGUCCGGCUUCCUACCGGGACCAUUGGGCAACAUGGCUAACCAUCUGCUCGUUGCCCACGGCGAUCAGGGCUCGUCCAACUGCACAAGGCCAUGCCCUUUGGAUGAUCCUCAAAACUACCAGUUCUGUCACUUGCCGCUGUACAGCAAUACUACCAGCUUCAACCAGUUCGGCGCUGCCAGUUCUGAUUUCCAGAUGAAUGGGGGCUUUGUCGAGUGCGGAGCCGUGAUCCAUGACCCGGAAACCUUUCUCGCGCAUUUCAAUUCGCACCACAGGCCCUACCUUACUACUGGGAUGCCCAACCCUCUACGUGCCUCAACGGAAUCGCAGCACAGCCGGUCUGCGUUGUCCUCAACUGAAGUUGUCUCCCCACCUGCCACACCUUUGGACACCUCUGAUUCUGGGAGGUCAUCGACGACGCCAUCUCCACUCACGCCGCUCUCCAACAGUGCUGAGAUGACCGAUGCCAAGUCUCUAUCGUCGCUCCAUGUCCGCAGCACAUCCAUCUCCUCGUCAGCAGAGCGCUCUAUCGAGCCCGGAGCCGGUGAAGAGCACAGGUGUCUCUGGCGGGACGAAGGCAGUGACCGUAUCUGCGGUCAGACAUUUGCGGAUGCCGAGGAUCUGUUCAGGCACGCUGCGGAAACCCACAUCAAGCAUGCUCAAAAGGGUGCCCAAGGGUUCCGUUGUGGCUGGGACGACUGCCCACGCAGCGAGCCUGGCUCCGCAGGGUUCCCGCAAAGAAGUAAGAUUGAGAGACAUAUGCAGACCCAUAUUGGUCACAAGCCUCAUAUCUGCCCAACAUGUAACAAGGGCUUCUCGGCGAAACAGGCUCUCACUCAACACAUGUUCAUCCACAGCAACGAGAAGCCCUUAGUGUGCAACAUUUGCCACAAAGCUUUCAGGUAUCCUAGCGCGCUCACUAUGCAUCAGCGCGUUCAUACCGGAGCAAAACCCCUGAAAUGUCCAAUCUGUGGGAAGGGUUUCAGCGAGUCCUCCAACCUGUCCAAGCAUAAACGCACGCAUGAAGUCAAGGGCCGUUUCACGUGCACUGUCCCUGGCUGUGAUCGCAACUUUCACCGCCAGGACCAAUUGCGGCGGCACAUGAAAACUCACCAGAAAGAGGGCGAGUGCUGCAGACCGCUAAGGAGUCCAGUGUCCAGUAUUGAGAGUGUAUUUGAGCAGCAGCCACCGCCAAGCUGAGGAUCCUUAGCUUCGACCUCCCUUCCAUGAUGUUUUGGAAGUCG
Molecule: messenger RNA, 2134 nt
Organism: Chaetomium strumarium
Lineage: Eukaryota; Fungi; Ascomycota; Sordariomycetes; Sordariales; Chaetomiaceae
Exons: 4
Coding region: 156-2090 (644 amino acids)
Biological process (GO): regulation of transcription by RNA polymerase II
Cellular component (GO): nucleus
Molecular function (GO): DNA-binding transcription factor activity, RNA polymerase II-specific; RNA polymerase II cis-regulatory region sequence-specific DNA binding
Source: RefSeq, a predicted model, not a curated record